Molecule: messenger RNA, 4499 nt
Organism: Astrephomene gubernaculifera
Lineage: Eukaryota; Viridiplantae; Chlorophyta; Chlorophyceae; Chlamydomonadales; Astrephomenaceae
Source: the annotation of a GenBank genome assembly
AGGCUACUUAUAUCCAAUCCGCGCCACUAGUUGCCUUUACCUCAUACAACCCUUCCACGAACACUUACCUUAACCAUGGGGUUCCAGCUGACACCCGAGUCAUUACGGAAGCUUUGCAAAGAUCUGAAGCUUUAUACAAGCUGCCCGGAGCUUAACGACAUCCUACAUUUGCAGUGCAAGGGCAUCACGAAGCUUGAAAACUUGGAUGCGUAUACCGGCCUGAAAACGUUGUACCUUGAGCAAAAUGCAAUAUCAGAGAUUGAAAACUUGGACAAGCUCGUCAACCUACGAUGUCUUUACCUCGGGAAGAAUAUGAUAUAUUCGACGCUGGGCUUGCAAGCCCUCACCAACUUGGAGAGCCUGGACUUGUCAGAGAACGUGAUCACGACAAUCACAGACCUCUCGAAGUUGCCAUUACUAAAAACACUCAACCUAGCCGGGAACAGACUCGCCACCGUCGAUGACAUCCACGACCUCGCCGGGUGCACACAGCUGCAGUCCUUGGACCUGGCAUCCAACCGGCUACAGGCCACCGACGUGGUCGACUUCCUCACAACCCUUCCGCUGCUAUACCUGAAGCUCAUGGGCAACCCGGCAGUUAGCAACUACAAGCACUACCGCAAGACGCUGCUGGCGCGCAUGCCCGCGCUCAACUACCUGGACGACUCCCCCGUGUUCCCCAAGGACCGCCGCCUGGCGCAGGCCUUCAUAGACGGUGGCGGGCUGGAGGCGGAGCGAGCCAUGCGGGAUACCAUACGUCGCGAGGAGGACGAGCUGGCCGAGGCGCACCGCCGCGCGUUCGACGCCAUGGUGGAGCGCGCGCGGCAGCAGCCGCCCGAGCCGCACGACCCCAUGCGGUUCCGCGCGGUGCCGCCGGGUGAGAGCGACAGCGACGAGGAGGGGCUCCCCGCGCUGUACCGGCGCAGGAACAGGGCAGCUGCCAAAGCGGAUGCGGAGGCUGCAGCUGCUGCUGCGGAGGCUGAGGCGGCGGACGCCGCCGCGGUGGCGGCUGACGCCGCCCUGGCAGCGGUCAGCGACGACAGCUCUCCAGCUGUCGAUGAGGUGCCAGCCGCCACCGCAGGAGCCACCGCAGCAGCGGAGGUAUCGGGGGCUACUCUGGGCCCGGACGCAGCGGCCGUCAGCGCGCCGGCAUCGGAGUCCCUGACGCCGCCGGUGUCGGCUCAGCCUCCGCCGGGUUCGUUGAUCGUCCGGCUAGAGGCGGAGCUCCGGGAGCUGGCGGCCGCCGCCUCGUGCGGGGCGGCGGCGGCCGCAGCGGUGGGCGCUGCCUCCGUCUCCGCUGCCUCGACGGACGCCUCAGCUGCCGCCCUGCCCCCUGUGAGCGGCGGCAACAGCGGCAGCACCAACGAUGGCGCCAUCGGGGCUUCCACCCUGCUACAGGCGACGCUAGAACGUCUGCGUGCGGGCGGCGUAUCCAACAUGAUGCCCCCCGGUGUCGUACGGCAACAACAGCAGCAGCAGUACGUGCCGGGGGCAGCGCGACCGGACUUCAGAGAGGAGCUCCGAGAGCGUGCCAUCGCUCGCGCCGCUGCCCGGGCGGAGCUCGCUAAUGCCAUGUCCGCAGCGUCGGAAGGGCUGUCCUCUCCAAGAGGAGCGACUGGCAGCGGCGCCGGUGACGGCAGCAGCGACGGCGCGGAUGCGGCCUUUGGCGGCGCCGCUUCGGCCUCCUUCCCUGCCCGUGCGGGGGCGGCACAUGCGCCUCGGACCAGCCGGCCGGUGUGGCGCACUCCGGAUUACCAGCGGCUGUGGAGUAUGGCGUUGCAGGUGGGCGAGGCGCAGGAGCAGCAGCAGCAGGGACAAGAGCAGGAACAGGAGCAUGGCGCAGGAGGCGCGUUGCCAAACGGCACUCAAGAGGAGAGGGGAGAGGCGGAGGAGGCUGCAGCCGCAUCGUCGCUGUUGCAGUUCCAGGCCCCCCAACGACGUGACACAUUUGCGGAGGGGCACGUCGAGGGUGUUGCUGCUGCUGAGGGGCAGUCAGCGGUGACGACGGCAGCGGCGGCUGGAGAGCCCCCUCAUCCCUCGUUAGACCGGCAGAGCGUGACGUCAGCAAACGACGCGGCGACAGCGCCCACACCGGAUGAAGUCCAGAGCAUCGCAGAUUCCGCAAUGGGUUAUGACCGCAUCCCGCGGGGAGGCGGCGCCAGUGCUGGAGGCAGCCUGAGCGGUAGCGGCGGGCUGAGGAUGCUAGGAGGUCAUCAUCACCACGAGCGAGAUGCGGAUCUGGAUUCAGCUCGGUCACGCGGCGGCGGGCUUUCGGAUCUAGAUCUUAGGGCGGCUGAGGUGGAUCUGGAUUCUGCGCGCGGCGGGCUCGUACGGGGUCCUGGAGCCAUGCUUGGGGACAUUGACUCGGCCCGGUCGUACUCACGAGCUGCCUCCUCACGGGGUGACCCGGAUGAUGUGGAUGAUGAGGGGGGCGAGGGGGGUGAGGAGGCGGGAAGCGGCAUGGGGUUUGAGGGUGAGGAGGGCGGGGAGGGUGGCGGCAUGGGGAGUGCCGGCAGCGUUCGGGAGGAGGACGUGGCGGUAGAACUCGGGGAUGGGGAGCUACGGGAGGAGGAUAGCGACAUGUCGGCAGGUGGAGUCGGCGGCGAUGACGCGGACCUGUUUGCGCGGUACUCGAUUACGACGUACGGCAGAGGCGACACGUCACACCUCCGCCAGCGGCGGAACUCCGGCGGGGGUGAGGGAUCCGAAGGUGCGACGGCGGAGGCGGCAGCGUUGUCAGCGUCCCCUGCAGCGCCGUCUACGUCGCGACUCCGGCACGGCUCCUGCGCAGGCGAAGGUCAACGGCCGCAGCCCAGUGAAGGACAGCGCGGCGAUGACAGUGGCGGCAGCGGCACACCUCAUGCGGAAGCUGCAGGGACGCCUCCCUCGCUUCCCCAGGACAACCAACCCCCCUACCACAGCCCCACCCACGCUCACUCGCAGUACUCCCAGCCUCCUCAUGCGCGUACGGCGGGCGCUGCGCACGCUCGGGAGAGAGGAGCAGCGGACGGCAGCGUAGGGGCGGGUGACGCUGGUGAGGCGGCUGUUGGUGAGGUGGACUUGGAGCCGCUGUCACUGCUGCCGCCGCAUCUGCGGAACGAGGCGUUGCCGGUGCAUGUGUCACUUUCAGGACAUGCCGGGCUUCGGAGGACGGAUACGGCUAACAUCACGACUAUGGGCGAGAGUUCGGGGGAGCAAACCCCAUUCAGCUCCGCCUCUUACGAGGGAGACGCAGCCGCCAGCGGCAGUGUCAGCGGCCCCUCUGGAAGCCACUCACCUCCGCUUCGGCACUACGACAGCGCCCGAGACCUCGGCGCAAGGGGCGACGGCGGCGGCGCCGCCACGGCUGCCGGCAACACCAAUGAAGCCGAAGAGCAGCUUCAUCAGCAUGCCUCUGCUGCAGCGACGGCGACCGCUGUGGGCAAUCCCUCGGAGCUGCUGCUCCGCGCUCGCUCCAUCAUGACGGCAUCUCCCGUGGAAGCCGCUGGUGGGCAUGGCGGCGGCGGCAGUGGCGGCGGACCGGCGGGACCCAUGGGUCACAUGCGUCGCAGCAGCUCCGCAGCUCCCGCAGACCUGUACCACCAACUAGCGGGCCAACUGCAAGACCCCGAGACUCUAGCGGCAGCACGUCAGGCGGUGCUGGGUACGGCAGCCGCUGUGGGCGGCGGAGCCCUCAUGCGGUCGGGUGGUGGAGGGCCCAUGCAGCAGCAGCAGGGGGCGCGGCAGGCGUCUAGUGCGGUUGGGCCCGGGCAGAGUACGGCAGUGGAAAGUAGCAACAGCGAUGGUGGGCCACGGCUUACUGGCUUGUAUGAGCUGGACUGAUGUAGCGCGGGGUACAGGGAGGAAGUGUGGGCGGAGGCGAAUGGUUGCAUGGCACAUACGGGUGGACAGGGGAAGCUGUGCUUGCUACACCGCGUAACAAGCCCCUUUCCUGUGACGCAUGAGUUGCGCUUUUGCGGCCAGUUGUGUUGCGCCGGUCACGACACGUGUGCUAUGUGUACAAGGCAUGGUACAGGCAAGACAAAUGGGUGCAUGUCACCUGUAACGUAUGUUGAAUUGCCCGUAUGUGUUGGUAUAUAGACAUUGCGUGGCAUGGCAACUGGCAUGUGGCUAUAACCUCUAUAUAGGUAAAAAUGGCUAUGCUAGUUUGGUACAUGAACAUUCUUUGUGACCGUUAAUGCACCUACACGUUGACUAGUGCCCCGGGCGUCAUCCCUGCUUGGCAUAUUGGUAAAUGUGCCAAAUACUUAGGGCGUGCCCGUAAAAACACAUGCUCCUAUUCCCACAGCCAUGGCACUGCAAGCACACACCAGCAUAGGUGCCAGGUUGGGACGCUAAGACUAAACACUCUCUACAAGGCUAUCCACAAAACACGGUACGGCUUUCAGCAGUUUACGAGCACCCUAUGUACAUUAUUGACAUUAGCUACGGCCCUCGUCGUGACCGGGAAGGGUCCCUCUCCUGACGCCAAACUGACCAUUGUAACCACGGACUACCGA